Messenger RNA from Trichomonas vaginalis G3, 2217 nucleotides. Its product is annotated as nuclear pore complex assembly. Gene Ontology annotation, cellular component: nuclear pore. The transcript has a single exon. Bases 1 to 2217 code for a protein of 738 amino acids. Lineage: Eukaryota; Parabasalia; Trichomonadida; Trichomonadidae. Gene Ontology annotation, molecular function: structural constituent of nuclear pore. Gene Ontology annotation, biological process: poly(A)+ mRNA export from nucleus; protein import into nucleus. The record is from RefSeq and is a predicted model, not a curated record.
AUGUCUCCAUACUCCAAUAAAAAAUUUAUGGAUCCAUAUAGCGAGACAACUCUCGACGACUUGUUAACAAGAUCGCAGAAUCUCGAAAGAAGGACUCCAUUUUUAGUACACCAGUCACUAGAAUUGAUUAGCACUGAAACAAGGGCGACAAUGAGCUCAAUUGAAGAUACAGAGCAAGCAAAAACAAGAGGAAAGCUUUUACUUGCUCAGGAGAAAGCAGAUAUCUCUCGAACACAUGAAAUUCUUAAAGGAAUCAAUCAUAAAAACAUUGUUCCAAGAACAGUUACAUCAAUCAACGACAAAACGGAACAAACAAUGCAAAAUAACAUUGUAUCAUCUAUCACGGAAAUCCAAACGAAAACAUCAGAGAUUUGCGAAGAAUUUAUUUUCAAAAACAUCACAAAUCGAUGGAAUUCAGAUACAAAAUCACAUCAUUUCGCAUACAGUCAAAUCAGAGACGAGAAAACAGGCUUUUAUAUUCCAUAUAGAAUUCAUCGAAAUUCAGAUUAUUCACGAUUCAUCAAUAAAAGCUUUUUACCAGAAGAAUUUGCAUCAAAGAUUGUUAAAUCCGCAUAUACACAUUACAAUCUUCUUGAACCAGAUUAUUUAAACAUUCCAUUGAUCGAUACAUUUGAAUUAAUUUCAUUUCUUCAAGAAUCACAUUCACAACUUGAACAAGGUGUCAUCAAAUUCCUUGAGACACAAAAGAAGCGUGUUAUUACACAAGAAGUUAAUCGAUUUUUACCAGUUGCAAAUCGGGGUGGUGAAUUCGAUUUUCUUCCAACAGUUGUUUCAUACAUCAACAUGCACCAUUCACAUUUAGGCGAAUCUGGUCUUCCAUGGGCCAUCAUUUACUAUUUACUUCGAUGUGGUGAUAUUUCACGUGCAGCCGAAUACUCAACAGAUAAUUCACGUGAAUUCAGUAUUUAUGUUGUCAACUUUCUUCGAAGUAUGAAUAAUGGAAUUUCAUUUGAAGACAAUGAUCGUGUUGAAAACUAUCUUUCAUCCGAACUUUCUAACAUCGAUGCUAAUCCAUUCAAGAUUGUCUCUCUUUCAGUUAUGCUUCAUCGCAAUCCAGGUCAUCGUGACAUCAUCCGAGAAUUCAAGAACAAUGAUUCGGAAUCUAACUCAUCUGAAGUUAUCCGAUCAUUGGAAGACUGGGUUUGGCUUCGCUUACAUAUGAAAGACUCCAGUAUCAACGACUUGAAAAGUGAAUUAGAAGAUAAUGAAACGGAAUCAACAGUUAUCCAGAAUCCAUUCCUUUCUGGCCAAAAACUUAUCAUGUCCGGCGAAUUUGAGAAAGCAUGUCAAUGGUUUUUGUCACAAGAAGACAACAUCGACGAGAACAUCCACAUUGCACUUGCAUUACACUUAUCAGGAUUCGUUCCUUCUAAAUCUAUCUCACAAUCAUUGAUCACAUAUGCAACAGAAGUCGAAGACCUUUCCAAAGCAGUCGGAUAUCUUUCAUUUCUGCAAGAUUUCGAUGAUAAAGUUAAAUCUCUUUCCAUCUUCAUUGUCGAAGACGAACGUGGUCUUGAAAUCCUUUCACAAGGAACAGAAUCACAUGAUAACUCCAUCAUCUCCGAGUGGCUUACUCCACCCGAGAUCUAUUCCGUUCUCAAUCUAGCAGGUGAAGAAGCAGAAAUGCGAGAUGAACAUUGUAAAGCAUAUAAGAUCUUCAAGAUGAUCUCACGAUGGGACAAAGUUAUUUCUAAUGCAAACAUCGAACUUCGACAGUGCGUUGAAGGCUUUGUUGAUGAUAUUUCACUUGACGAAACAAAUCUUUUGUUCUUAGAAAUCAUCCAGAAAGACGACAAGACCGAUUUAACAGAUUUCGAAAGUUUCAAGACAAUGUAUUAUUUAGCUAUUUCUAGUAUUGAACUUCGUCAUUGUCAUUAUUCAGAGGCAUGCAGUGCUAUUGACAAAUCGGGUCUUUUCCCAUCUACAUUGGAACAAGUUGAUUCAUUUAAUGAAUCCAUCCGAAACAGACCAGAGAUUGUUCGUCGUGUUUUCCCAACAGCACUUGAGAACGCUAUGCAUGCAUACUCAGAGAACUUCCGAUCUAAAUCUAUCACAGGAUCAUCAUCAGAUUCAGACAACAUGAAGAUUCUUAAGAAGAAGAGCUCUGCAUUAUUUGAACUCGCUACUGUUUCUAAUCUUAACAUUAGUCGCGAGACCAUGAGAAGAAUUCUCGACUAUACUAUUAUCUUUCAAUAG